GUCAGCAGCAGGAUUUCCCGUCAAGCUCUGCGGCCCCUCGGUCUCUCUACAGCGGCCUGUUUCCAGCUAAGGCUGCCUUCCCUGAGCUGUCCUCACAGUACCUUCUGACCGGACCGACACAGCCGCCAAGAUGGUGAAGCCACAGUUCAAGGGACGGAGCACCAUUAACCCGUCCACCUCCAGCUCUAACCCAGAUCGGGUGAAGGGUGCAGGAGGCCACAAUAUGAGGGACCGAGCAACUAUCAAGCGGCUCAAUAUGUACCGCCAGAAAGAGCGGCGGAACAACCGUGGAAAAGUGAUUAAGACUUUGCAGCAUCAGUCAUCUGUCCCAUCUGGCACUGUGGCUAGAGUAGAGCCCAAUAUCAAGUGGUUUGGAAAUACUCGUGUCAUUAAACAAGCCUCUCUGCAAAAGUUCCAAGACGAAAUGAGUGCUGUAAUAAAAGACCCAUACAAAGUGGUGAUGAGGCAAAGCAAACUUCCAAUGUCUCUUCUGUAUGAUCAGAAAAAACCUCACAAUGCAAAGGUUCACAUUCUGGACACUGAAACAUUUGAAACAACCUUUGGUCCUAAGUCUCAGAGAAAGAGACCAAACCUUAAUGCUGGUGAUAUGCAUGAACUGAUUCAGAAAGCCGAGGCAUCAGCAGAUAGCUAUGACCAAGACAAAGAUAGGGAUCUGGUUACAGAAGACACUGGAGUCAGGGAGGAGGCCCAGGAAGAAAUCUAUAAGAAAGGCCAGUCCAAGAGAAUCUGGGGUGAGCUAUACAAAGUAAUUGAUUCUUCGGAUGUUAUAAUACAAGUUCUAGAUGCCAGAGAUCCCAUGGGAACUCGUUCUCCACACAUUGAGGCAUACCUAAAAAAGGAGAAACCUUGGAAGCACCUUUUAUUUGUUCUUAAUAAGUGUGAUCUGGUUCCUACUUGGGCAACGAAACGAUGGGUUGCUCGCUUAUCUGAAGACUAUCCAACUUUGGCCUUUCAUUCCAGCCUCACCAAUCCGUUUGGUAAAGGAGCUUUUAUCCAACUUCUCAGGCAGUUUGGCAAGCUGCACACUGACAAAAAGCAGAUUAGUGUGGGAUUUAUCGGUUAUCCAAAUGUGGGCAAGAGCUCUGUGAUUAAUACACUGCGUUCCAAGAAAGUCUGUAAUGUUGCUCCAAUAGCUGGUGAAACAAAGGUUUGGCAAUAUAUCACCCUUAUGAGGCGAAUCUUUCUCAUAGACUGCCCUGGUGUAGUUUAUCCAUCUGGAGAUUCUGAAACGGACAUUGUUCUGAAGGGAGUGGUGCAAGUAGAAAAGAUUAAGAGCCCUGAAGAUCACAUUGCUGCCGUCCUUGAGAGGGCAAAACCAGAGUACGUCAGCAAAGCCUAUAAGAUAGAUUCCUGGCAAAAUGCUGAAGAUUUCCUGGAGAAGCUUGCCUAUAAAACAGGAAAGUUGUUAAAGGGUGGAGAACCAGAUUGCCAGACUGUUUCAAAGAUGGUACUCAACGACUGGCAAAGAGGGAGAAUACCUUUCUUUGUAAAGCCACCAAAUGCAGAGCCACCUCCAGAGCCUAAGCGAAAAACAUCCCAAGAAACACCUGCUGAAACCAGCGCAAAUAUGGAAAUAAAUAACGAAGAAAACACAGAAAUCACAGAAGCCAAAGAAGCUGCCGAGUUGGAAAAGGAGGAGAUAAAAGAAAUUUUCUCAAAUGUUCGACAAAACUUUGGAAAGAUUAACGUUGCUCCAGAAUAUUCACAGGAAGACUUGGUGCCUAUAGAACUAGAUGGAAUGUCAGACAUUUCAGAAUUGGAUUCACAGGAUGAAGAUGUCUUUUCAGAAGAAGAGGAAAAUGGGGAAAGUGCUCCUGUUUCUGAAACUGAAAACGAUGGAAAACAAAACAAAGAUCCCAAAAGUGUUGAGAAGCAUAGCUCAAAAGCAUUGCUGCAAGAUUUGGACGAUAGAAUUGCAAAGUGCAAGAAAUUUCUGGAUAAAGCAAAAGCCAAGCGAUUUUCUGCCUUAAGAAUUCCUAAAGAGCUAACUAAACAUAUGUUUGCAAAACCAAAUCCACAAAGAAAAGAUGAUCAUAACGAUGAUGAAGAAGAACAAGCAAAGGAGCAGCAAAGCGAAGGGAGGACUAAACCAUUAAAGAAAAGGAAGCGUCUUGACAACGAUGAUGAUGAUGAACAUGGAAAGCCUCAGAAGAAGCUAUCAUCUAAAGAAAGGAGAAGGAUAGAGAGGCAGCAGCGUUCAAAGAAAGUGGGAGUGCGGUACUACGAAACUCACAAUGUCAAAAACAAGAACCUCAACAAAAAGAAAGUAAACCCUCAAAACAAAAAUUUGAGACAAAAGCAGUCAAAACAGAAACCUUAAAAAUUUGUUAUGUCAUUAAAGGACUCUCUUUUUCUGUUA
Hyla sarda is the source of this 2380-nucleotide messenger RNA. It is a transcript of the gene GNL2, whose product is annotated as G protein nucleolar 2. The transcript has 16 exons. Gene Ontology annotation, cellular component: nucleolus. NCBI's taxonomy places the organism in Eukaryota, Metazoa, Chordata, Amphibia, Anura, Hylidae. The record is from RefSeq and is a predicted model, not a curated record. Gene Ontology annotation, molecular function: GTP binding. Bases 131 to 2341 code for a protein of 736 amino acids.